Scylla paramamosain (green mud crab) is the source of this 2232-nucleotide messenger RNA. Its product is annotated as hemocyanin B chain-like. The record is from RefSeq and is a predicted model, not a curated record. NCBI's taxonomy places the organism in Eukaryota, Metazoa, Arthropoda, Malacostraca, Decapoda, Portunidae. The coding region runs from base 85 to 2079 and encodes 664 amino acids. Gene Ontology annotation, molecular function: oxidoreductase activity. The transcript has 2 exons.
UGCCUGUCGAACUCAUGCAGUGAUAAGGCGAGCGGUAUAUAAGGGCAGGCGGCGGUUGGGUUUCUCACAGCUAGAGCCGGCAGCAUGAAGUGGGCGGUGGUUGCAGCAGUUCUCCUCGUGGCCGCUGUGGCCGAGGGCGCAGAUCUCGCCCACAGACAGCAGGCAGUCAAUCGCCUGUUGUACAGGAUCUACAGCCCUAUCCCUUCCAAAUUCCCUGAACUGAAGCAGCUCUCUAACUCUUUCAACCCAAGGGGCAAUGCUGGCAACUGCAAGGAUGGCGGCAAUGCCGUCAACCACCUCAUGGACGAGCUCGAUGCCGGUCGCCUCCUCGAGCAGCACCACUGGUUCUCCCUCUUCAACACCCGCCAGCGGGAGGAGGCCCUCAUGCUGGUUGAUGUCCUCCUCAAUUGCGAGAACUUCGAGAGCUUCGUGGGCAACGCCGCUUUCUUCCGCGAGCGAAUGAACGAGGGCGAGUUCGUCUACGCAUUCUACGUGGCCGUCUCUCACUCUGACUUCAUGCAGGACGUCGUGCUGCCGCCACUCUACGAGGUCACACCCCACAUGUUCACUAACUCAGAGGUCAUCGACAAAGCAUACACUGCCAAGAUGACACAGACUCCCGGCGAAUUCCGCAUGAGCUUUACUGGCAGCAAGAGAAAUCCUGAGCAGCGCGUCGCCUACUUCGGUGAAGAUGUUGGCAUGAACUCUCACCACGUCCACUGGCAUAUGGACUUCCCCUUCUGGUGGCAUGGAGACGAGAUUGAUCGCAAGGGUGAGCUCUUCUUCUGGGCCCAUCACCAGCUUACUGUCAGGUUCGAUGCCGAGCGUCUCUCCAACUACUUGCCUCUGGUCGAUGAGCUGUACUGGGACCGCCCCAUCAAGGAAGGAUUUGCUCCCCACACAAACUACAAAUACGGCGGAGAGUUCCCCACACGUCCCGACAACAAGAACUUUGAGGAUGUUGACGGCGUGGCUCGCAUCAGAGACAUGAAGGAAAUGGAGAGCCGCAUCCGCGACGCCAUUGCUCACGGUUACGUCGACAAAUCUGACGGCUCUCACAUCGACAUUGACAACGACCAUGGUAUUGACGUACUGGGUGCCGCCAUUGAGUCCUCUACAUCCAGCGUCAACCCCUCCUACUACGGCGCCCUCCACAACCAGGCUCACCGCGUGCUGGGCGCCCAGGCCGACCCACAUGGCAAGUUCAACAUGCCACCUGGCGUGAUGGAACACUUCGAGACCGCUACACGCGAUCCCUCCUUCUUCCGCCUCCACAAGUACAUGGACAACAUUUUCAAGGAACAUAAGGACAAGCUGCCACCUUACACCGCCGACGAUCUUAAGUAUGACAACGUCGAAAUCUCAGACGUCGAUAUUGACGAGCUUUCCACCUUCUUUGAAGACUUUGAGUUUGAUUUGGGCAACUCUCUCGACACAGCAGACAAUGUAAAACAUGUAGAUGUCCAUGCCCAUAUUCCCCGUCUUAACCACAAGCCUUUCCACUACAACAUCCAUUACCACGCCGACCAUGACGAUACGGUCAGCAUUCGCGUCUACCUCACCCCCGUUAGAGACGAAAAUGGUAUCAAGAUGCACAUUGACGAAAAUCGCUGGCAUGCUAUCAUGAUCGACAACUUCUGGGCUGAAGUCAAGGCCGGAACGCACAACAUUCGCCGUAGUAGCUUCGACUCCAGUGUGACCAUCCAAGACCGUGUUUCCUUCGAGGAACUCAUAAGUAAGGCUGACGAGGCUGUGGAGAAUAAUCAUCCGCUGGAAGUGAAUAGUGGCAGGUCCUGUGGUCAUCCCCACAAUCUACUGCUGCCCAAGGGUAACAAGGAGGGUGUUGAAUUCUGGUUGAAUGUGCACGUCACUAGCGGCGAUGACGCAGCACAUGCCGACCUUCACUCGAAUGACUAUGAUGGCAACCAUGGAUACUGUGGCAUUCAUGGCAAGGCAUACCCUGACAAGCGUCCCAUGGGCUAUCCCUUCGACAGGCGCAUUCCAGACCUCCGCGUCGUCAAGAACCUGCCCAACUUCUUUGGCAAGACUGUCCGCGUCUAUCACAAGGAGGGCCAUUAAAUGUUGCUAACACCUACUGCCUCUUGCAACAUUUAGAAUGACGCUUAGCAAAGUUAAAUAUCAAACAAAUACAGAAGCUAGUCCUAACAUAUACCCUUUUUCUUUUAUGUUUUCCAUGUCUGACCAAUAAAUGCACCUUUUCCCGCCACCCAA